This is a messenger RNA of Acanthisitta chloris (rifleman), 1639 nucleotides long. It is a transcript of the gene BOD1, whose product is annotated as biorientation of chromosomes in cell division 1. The transcript is spliced from 12 exons. Gene Ontology annotation, biological process: positive regulation of actin filament polymerization; actin polymerization or depolymerization. The record is from RefSeq and is a predicted model, not a curated record. The annotation marks the transcript as partial. Gene Ontology annotation, molecular function: SH3 domain binding; profilin binding. Lineage: Eukaryota; Metazoa; Chordata; Aves; Passeriformes; Acanthisittidae.
GUCCAGCUGCCCAGCGCCAGAUCCAGAAUGGUCCAUCUCCAGAUGAGAUGGAAGCACAGAGAAGACAAGUGAUGGAGCAACAGCAACAGCGCCAGGAAUCUCUGGAAAGAAGAACCUCUACCACAGUUUCCACCCUUCAACUAAGAGCUGCACCCUGCUCCCUGCUGCCCACCAUCGCCAGCCCCCCCAGCUCCUCUGGCCAGGCUCCUUCCCCAUCCUCCCAUCCUCGUCCUCCACAGCAGUGGUGUCAGCCCAUGUCACACUGUCUUCCAUUGCCUCCCUCUCACGCUGCUGUGUCUGAGGUGGCUAUGCCCAGGAGGAACCCUCCUUACAUCACUUCAUCAGCCAUUGCCCACUUGAGCCCAGCACUUCCACCUGGUCACCCCAGUGGAGCUGCUGGAAUCCCUGCUUCAUCUGGGGGGCCCCCACCUCCUCCACCACCCCCAGUCCCUCCGCCACCCAUGGGAGCUGCACCCCCUCCACCACCUCCACUGCCAGCGGGCGCCAGCCAAGGGGCUGGCACUGAAGAUGGGUCAGUGUCAGGGCUCGCAGCAGCUCUGGCUGGUGCCAAACUAAGGAGAGUUCAACGGCCAGAAGAUGGGUCAGGAGGGUCCAGCCCCAGUGGGGUCUCUAAGAGCGAUGCCAAUCGAACAAGUAGCGGAGGAGGCGGAGGAGGACUAAUGGAAGAAAUGAAUAAAUUACUGGCAAAAAGGAGGAAAGCAGCGUCGCAGUCAGACAAACCAGCUGACAAAAAGGAAGAUGAAAGCCAAAACGAUGAUGCUAGCACCUCUCCUUCAACCAGUACACGAGGCCCUGCCCAGCAGCAGCAAAAUUCAUCAGACUCUGGGAAGAAGCCAUGGGAAAGGAGCAAUUCUGUUGAAAAGCCUGUAUCUUCAUUACUUUCUAGGAUGAAGCCAGUGAGCAGCAGCAAUGAUGUGGCUAUGGAUGCCUUAGAUUUUGAUCGAAUGAAACAGGAAAUAUUGGAGGAAGUUGUAAGAGAGUUACACAAAGUGAAAGAGGAGAUAAUUGAUGCCAUACGGCAGGAGUUGAGUAGAAUCAGUACAACAUAAUGAUUGCAAAGCAUUUGGACGGUACUAAGAAUGCUAGGAAGAUUGGAUCAUUUCUAAGUGUACCAAGGUCAUGCAAGAUGGUGAGAGAGGACACCGGCACUGUCUUUGUUCUUACACCCUUUUUAUUAGCAGACUCAGCACACUUUGAAGCUUGCUGCUGCCUUGGAUUCGCUUCAUUUUAAAAGUCUUAAUCUAAAGAUUAUUAAAUUUUAAAUUUCUGGAUUUUUUAGAUUUCAUCUGACACUGCACAUUGGAUUUGUCAGCCUUUUUGUAUUUUGUAUUUGCUUAUUUAAAUGUAUUACCUUUCUUUUUAGUAGUAGAUAAGAACACGUGAACCAUUUGCUUUUGAUAGAUGACUUCAAAGUAAUUUUACUAGUAGUCUGCAAUGUAAAUGAAGAUCCUUUGCCAACAGAAAUGUAUUGAGGCAUCAUGAGAAGAAAGAGAGACAUGUUUAGUUGUCAGCCAACAAGUUCUUUGUCUCAGAGUUAUCACAAUAUUAAAAAAUGGUACGUCAGUGCAUCACAGUAUCUGUGUUCAUAUUGGUAAUAAACUGUUUAUUGUCCACAUGG